ACAUCUUUUCGUAGACAUUCUCUCUCGAUCUUUAGUUUUCAUAACUCAUCUUCUUUUUUACUUUGUUUUUUUUUGGAAGAUGAAUAUCUCCGUCGAAAACCCUGUUUUUGUACAUGAGGACUCGACAACGCAGAAGACCGGAGAGUUACGAUUGGACAGCGACAUACCAAUGUCGAAGAUAUCAUCCGAUGAUGAAGUGUUUUUGGCUCCUGAGAUGAACGCAUUUGGUCGUCAAUUCAGAGACUACACGGAUACAAACAGCGAGAGGCAAAAGAGCGUCGAACAUUUCUAUGCAACACAACACACUAACCAAACUUUAGACUUUGUACAGAAAAUGAGAAGUGAGUAUGGAAAAUUGGACAAGAUGGUGAUGAACAUUUGGGAAUGUUGUGAACUUUCAAAAGAAGUGGUGGACGAGAGUGAUCCCGACCUCGACGAACCACAAAUUCAACAUUUGCUUCAAUCUGCGGAAGCAAUCCGUAAAGAUUAUCCUAACGAAGAUUGGCUUCAUCUCACUGCGCUUAUCCAUGAUCUUGGGAAGGUUCUUACCCUACCACAGUUUGGAGGGCUUCCUCAAUGGGCUGUUGUUGGUGACACAUUUCCUGUUGGGUGUGCAUUUGAUGAAUCUAACGUACACCACAAGUAUUUUAUGGAAAACCCUGAUUUUAACAACCCUAAGUACAAUACCAAAGCUGGAAUUUAUUCUGAAGGCUGUGGACUUGAAAAUGUUCUUAUGUCAUGGGGACAUGAUGACUACAUGUAUCUGGUGGCCAAGGAGAAUGGAAGCACCUUACCAUCCCCGGGACUAUUCAUCAUCCGAUACCAUUCCUUUUAUCCAUUGCACAAGGCUGGAGCUUACACUCACCUUAUGAACGAGGAAGACAAGGAGAAUCUCAAAUGGCUUCAUGUUUUUAACAAGUAUGACUUAUACAGCAAGAGCAAAGUACACGUCAAUGUCGAGAAGGUUAAGCCGUACUACAUGUCUCUUAUCAAGAAAUAUUUCCCGGAAAAUCUGAGGUGGUGAAAACGGCAUCGAGGCCGUCCAAAAAAAGUCUACUAUUAGAAAGAUAAAAUGGUGUGUGUGUUUGAUUACUUGUCGUUUAAGCAUAUUAUUGCCCAGUUAAUAAAGUUGUAUUGUUACAUUAGCUAAUGUUAAUGCUAAUGUUGAUACAAACGGUAAUUGUAUCUCGUCUGUCCUAUUAUAAACUAAAAUGAUAUUUUCUUCUUUCAUCUUCUGCUUUAAAAAAUUUAUUUAUUAUGGUCUGUCGUAUUACACUAUUACUUUUUUAACCAAAAAAAAGUAUUACACUAUUACUGAGAUUUUUUUG
Messenger RNA from Arabidopsis thaliana (thale cress), 1328 nucleotides. It is a transcript of the gene MIOX5, whose product is annotated as myo-inositol oxygenase 5. Gene Ontology annotation, cellular component: cytoplasm. Gene Ontology annotation, molecular function: iron ion binding; inositol oxygenase activity. The coding region runs from base 80 to 1024 and encodes 314 amino acids. The record is from RefSeq and is marked reviewed. NCBI's taxonomy places the organism in Eukaryota, Viridiplantae, Streptophyta, Magnoliopsida, Brassicales, Brassicaceae. The transcript is spliced from 11 exons. Gene Ontology annotation, biological process: inositol catabolic process.